AUGGACCAGAACCCAUGCCUCGGUCCCCAUGCCUCGGUCUUUGAUCCAAAAAAGUACGCACUCGUGCACUUCGCGAACAUCCGAGAGGUCGACCCGCAGUUCACGUCGUUAUCUCUACAGGGGCAUAGAGUACCAGCAACGAGAUCCGCCGAGGGCUAUCAGGGCUACUGGCUAGACCCCGGAUUGGAAUUCCAUCACCACCACGAAAUGGCGGUUACGAAAGCAGCCGUAUCUCUCCAGGCGUUACGGAGCUUAGCUGUCAUCCCGCAGAUGCUCUUGAGGCUGCCAGCAUGGUAUCAGCCUAUGCUCAUCAAAACAGGCCGCGUGCUUGAUCAGUGGAGAAUUCAGAACGACGGCAGCAGAAGCGUUGAACACAGAACUGCACUUACCACCAAUCGCAAUUCACAUGAAUCGGCUCGUGAAGGAAACGGCGCUACGACUACGGACAGGACCUGCAUUCGCUGUUCUACCAACGAUACUGCGACGUCGACCUGGGGACGAGAGAGACCGGUCUGGAUGGACACCAAUGGAGGCGCAAGCGUGGAAGAAGGGCGGGUGUCUCACGGCCCCCCCAAACACUUUGGCGAGGGAAUGGGAAACCGGAAGGCUUUCGUCCAGGAGCCAUGGCAAGCGCUACCAGAGGUGACCAUCGAGGACAGAGAACUCGCCCUCGAACAUCAUAUCCUGAUGAAGACUCGAGAGAAAGACCCCUCAUCCUCUACACCGAUGGUAGUGGCAUUGAAGAUGGGUGGCGAUGACACGUCUACCGUGUACGCGGCAGAGCUCCGUGCAGUCGAGAUGGCGCUCACGCUGGUUCUUGAAAGCACGGGGCCGUGGGCUAAACAAGUAAAGAACAGGCACGCAAAAGAAGCCGCCCGUGACUCGGACGGAUCACAGAACCCUCACAAAAGGCAUAUCCAUCUUGCAGCCGCAGUCAAGCGCCAGAUCCGUAGUGACGCGAAGGAGAAUUAA
Penicillium cinerascens is the source of this 972-nucleotide messenger RNA. RefSeq names its product zinc knuckle domain protein. The transcript is spliced from 5 exons. The coding region runs from base 1 to 972 and encodes 323 amino acids. The record is from RefSeq and is a predicted model, not a curated record. Lineage: Eukaryota; Fungi; Ascomycota; Eurotiomycetes; Eurotiales; Aspergillaceae.